This is a messenger RNA of Candoia aspera, 3145 nucleotides long. It is a transcript of the gene STC2, whose product is annotated as stanniocalcin 2. The coding region runs from base 320 to 1219 and encodes 299 amino acids. Gene Ontology annotation, molecular function: hormone activity. Gene Ontology annotation, cellular component: extracellular region. The record is from RefSeq and is a predicted model, not a curated record. The transcript is spliced from 4 exons. Lineage: Eukaryota; Metazoa; Chordata; Lepidosauria; Squamata; Candoiidae. Gene Ontology annotation, biological process: intracellular calcium ion homeostasis.
UCGAGGGCGUAGUAAUACUUUGGAGAAGGCCACGCCCCCGAGCGUGGUGUCAGAGUGAAAUAGAGGCUCCGGUUGGUCGGGCUGGCGGAGAACAUCUGCUGGGCUCCUUCAUUCAAGUGACACCCGAGCUUUGAGACAUAUUUGAGGAACCAUCCGUUGCCUUUCCGGGCCACUUUCAGUACUUCUAUCAGCGCCGUUCGCUUCGCGCGGUCUGUGCGUAGGUGGGAAGAUCGGAGAUCCCGGGUCUUUUGCAAAGAAGCGAACAGAGGAGGGGGGCUUGGCGGCCUCCAGCCGGCGCGGUUGGGAACACACGAGGACCAUGUGUGCAGAGUGCUUACGGAAACUGGUGGCCCUGGCGUUGGUCUUUGCAAGCAUUGAUGCGGUGGUGGGCACCGAAGCUACCCACCCUCCGGAAGGAGCCCAAGACAGAGCUCCUCAGCAAAAAGGGCGGAUGUCUCUGCAAAAUUCAGCUGAAAUCCAGCACUGCCUGGUGAGUGCUGGCGAUGUUGGAUGCAGUGUGUUUGAGUGCUUUGAAAACAACUCUUGUGAGAUUCGAGGUUUGCAUGAGAUCUGCAUGACAUUUCUCCACAAUGCUGGAAAGUUUGAUGCCCAGGGGAAAUCCUUCAUUAAAGAUGCCCUGAGAUGCAAGGCACAUGCCUUGCGGCACAAGUUUAGUUGUAUCAGUCGCAAAUGUCCUGCAAUCAAAGAGAUGGUGUUCCAGCUACAGCGAGAAUGCUACCAGAAGCAUGAUCUCUGCUCUGCAGCCAAAGAGAAUGUCCAGGUCAUCGUGGAGAUGAUUCAUUUCAAAGACUUGCUGCAACAUGAACCAUAUGUUGAUCUGGUGAACAUCCUGCUCACUUGUGGAGAAGAAGUCAAAGAGGCCAUCACAAAGAGUGUCCAGGCCCAAUGUGAGCAGAACUGGGGGAGUCUGUGCUCCAUCCUGAGCCUCUGUACUGUAGUUCCACAUGGAGCUUCAACCCUGGAACCUGAGAAAAAGCCAAAUGAAGUCUCAAGAACAUCCACUGGCCAAGGAAACCUUGUAAUUCACCCUCAGUCUGGUACCAGAGAGAACUCCCAAAGUCCUAGAGGGGAAAGAGGUAGCAGGCUGCCUAUGAAUGCUCAUACUCGCACUAAAUCUGGGGGUCAUAAUUCCAAAGCACUGCAUGAGACCAUUGAACAGAGAGAUGAACUGUCUGACUUCUCUGAUAUCCAAAGGUGAAAGGAAUGUACAACCCCCACCCUUCCCCCUCCACCCGAAACUUCCUCAGUUGAGUUCAUUUUAUCUAGGGGCAUUCCAAAAAAUAUUUACAAGAUAGAGGGGCUACGUCAAGCAUUGCGGGUUAUGGGGCAACAACAGCAUAUGUAUUAUAAGCAACAGAGGAAAAACAAUGACUAUUGAUUGCUGAUUGUAUCCAGCAAAUUCAAUGUGUAGGUGCAACAAAAUGUCUUCAUUUAAAUCCUUAAUCUCUUGAAAAAGAAAAGUAGGAGAUGCAGGUUUGGAUUGCCAAUAUUAUUUUUAAAUCAGGGAUAGACUUGUUCAAAUUAUUAUUUUUCCACUAAUGGAUUAAGACUAAACUGUCUAGUUUAGAUUACAUUCAACAUGAUUUUAAGUAGAGAAUAAUUCAGUCUUGAACAGAAGUUAUAAGGGCCCAACAUGGGCUGCCACAACAUUUGUAAGGAGACUAAUGAGUAUUAUAAGGGGAACCUCCCAGUUGCAAACUUAGUAAUCCUCUGAGCCUACAUUCUGUUCCUUUUUAAGUACACCAUCUGCCUUAAAUAUCUCCUUGUGCUGGUCUAGGCAGUUUAUUCCUCCAUCAUUCCUUUGAAAAUUGGUUGAUUACAGAACCAGCUCUGGAUAAGGUGAAUGGGCCUUCUUAGUUCAGUAUUAUACUAGCCUCUUUUUUUUUUUUUAAUACACCUAAAAGCCCUACUCGGCUUCUGAUUUAAGUGGGUUUCCCAAAUAAUAGGAUAUAGUUGCCAUUGUAAAACUUGAUCAGUCAGGACACUUUUUUGCAGGCUUGAUGGAAAAUUUCUUCAUAUGCUAUCUCAGAAAUCAAUAUCACAAAGGCUACAGGGUUGCAGUAUUUUUCUGCUUUAAGGCCACCUUUAUGUGUUAACUAUUAAAGAAAUGGUGUUGAUGAAGUGAGGGCAAACCAAGCAGUGCAAUUAUUUAAUCUGGUUAAAUAUGUGAAUUACGCACUUCUCCAUAUCUCCAUCCUCAUCACAUUUUCUUGGAAAUACAGCCAAAUUCGUCAAAUUAAUGGAACUUGUUUCCACUGAGUAUGGUUUAGAUUGCAACUUCCAUGGUCCAGAGUCAGUGUGUUAUAUUUCAUCUUGCUUUAACCAUGUCUGUUUAUUAUUAGUUUAAUAUCUAAGAUUACUCAGGAUAUUAUACAUUGAGACUUCAGUCGCAACACUUUCCUGAAAAAAGGUGUUCCUAAAACCAUAAAAAAAACUGAUAGACUUUUCUGGAAAACAGCACUGUCUAAAAUAUUUUGGGAUUCUGAUACCUCUGAUACCCAUCUUUUCAAAACUGGUAAACUCUGGAUGUGUUGAGUUUCAAGUUCUGUAUUGCUGGAUGGGGAUUGUACUACUUCAAAGCCAACUUAUUUGAAUGAUCCCAGGUUGGAGAAGGCAAAUUUUUGCUAUCCAGGUGUCUUAGAAGGAAAGACUAGACUUUUCACAAAGAAUGUUCACAAAGAAUUUCUUAUCUUAGGUUUUCCCAGUCAGUGCAUCUCUGGGACAGCUAUGGCUGUUCAUAUGCAUAGCAUACGCAAAGGUAGUCCUGAUGUUGCCAUCACUGGGAAACUCAUAAACUGCAGAAGUAGAGCAGUAUAAUGUAAAUUACUCUUCCCCAGCCUAGCAUCCUCUUAAAUGUGCUGGAGUUCAAAUUCCAUCAUGAAGCUGAGGAUGGAAGUAUGAAGGUAUCAGGUUUUGGGGUCUCUAAUGAAACCCAUUCCUCCUUGAUGAAGGUCGUUAGAAAAAACUAUAAGGACAUUACAUUGUAUCUGCAGCUUUACAUUAUUUGCAACAUUUGGUUGGGGGGGGGACAGCUUGUUGUGAUUAAGAUGAGCAGUGAAUCUAGUCAGUCCUAAAUCACCCUUUGAAACAACAAAAUGUAUGAGGAGAGAUGUAAAUACCCCUU